This is a messenger RNA of Capsicum annuum, 1013 nucleotides long. Its product is annotated as TMV resistance protein N-like. Gene Ontology annotation, biological process: defense response; signal transduction. Gene Ontology annotation, molecular function: ADP binding. Lineage: Eukaryota; Viridiplantae; Streptophyta; Magnoliopsida; Solanales; Solanaceae. The record is from RefSeq and is a predicted model, not a curated record. The transcript is spliced from 2 exons. The annotation marks the transcript as partial.
CUUUGAAGGAUUUUUCUACUUCCUUCAAAUAAAAUAUACCAUAGCCCAUAUUGAGUUCAAGAAAAUAAACUCCACAUUAACUUUGCAAUUAUGCAUGGAUUUUUUAAUCAGAUAUAGCAUUAUAUUAAUACUUCAUAGAACCAUUCAUCUUUCAUUUUCUUUCUAUUUCUUCAUCUGAUUAUUAUCACACCGUGUGUUCUCUUUUUCAGACAUCCAUGGCAUCUUCUUCCUCUUUUGCGAAUAAUUCACAGUACCAUACUCGAUGGAAGUAUGUUGUGUUUAUAAGUUUUAUAGGCGAGGAUACUCAUAAAACAUUUACGGGUCACUUGUAUGAAGGUUUGAAAAACCAGGGAAUAUUCACCUUUCUAGAUGAUAACAGGAUAGAGGAUUCUAUUCCAGAAGAAUGCCUCAAAGCUAUCGAAGUGUCCCAAUUUGCACUCGUUGUUUUCUCAAAGAAUUUUGCUACAUCGAGGUGGUGCUUGAAUGAACUAGUGAAGAUCAUGGAAUGCAGUCUCAAAGAAAACGGACAAACAGUCAUACCGAUCUUCUAUGAUGUGGAUCCAUCACAUGUUCGAAAUCAAACUGGGGACUUUGAAAAAUCAUUUGACGAAUAUGAACUAAAGUAUAAGGAUGAUGUUGAGGGGAUGCAGAAGGUGCAAAGAUGGAGAACUUCCCUAACUGCUGCCGCAAAUCUAAAAGGACAUGAUAUCCAUGAUGGGAAUGAAUCAGAGGAAAUUCAGCAGAUCGUCGACCAAAUCUCUUCCAAACUAUGCAAGAGUGGUUAUUCUUUAUCUUCUUUGCAAGAUGUUGUGGGAAUAAAUGCUCAUUUAGAGAAAUUAAAAUCCCGACUUCAGAUAGAAAUCAAUGAUGUUCAGAUGAUAGGGAUCUGGGGAAUAGGAGGAGUUGGUAAAACGACAAUUGCAAGAGCCAUCUUUGAUACUCUAUCUUAUCGAUUCAAAGCUGCUUGUUUUCUUGCAGAUGUUAAAGAAAAUGGAAAAAAGAAUCAAUUGCAU